Messenger RNA from Neurospora tetraspora, 3348 nucleotides. RefSeq lists its product as uncharacterized. The coding region runs from base 402 to 3266 and encodes 954 amino acids. The transcript has a single exon. NCBI's taxonomy places the organism in Eukaryota, Fungi, Ascomycota, Sordariomycetes, Sordariales, Sordariaceae. The record is from RefSeq and is a predicted model, not a curated record.
CCGCAUUUGGCACCUACCGCCAAGCUGGGACGUCACGCCAUUGCAACCAGCUUUCAUGGCUUCCGUCACUGAAGACAUCGCCCGUCCCACUCUCCGCACUAUCGAAUUUGUGGCGCAAGCAGUGCAGCGAUCAUCGACAAGAACCAUUGGCUCCAGGGAGCGGCUGAACUCCGAUUGUGUUUCAAUAUGCCUUACCCAGCGCUUCACUGGGUCUCAAAGCCCCAUGGCGCUGCAGCCGAGAGCCGGAGAGGUGGUGUAAUCUAUCUGUUUGGGUCUAUAAAGAUGACAAUCCUGUUCACAACUUCACAGCAGUCUUUGACAUCGCAGGGCCAGAACGGAUCCUACCUGUUUGGCCAUACCGGUAAUCACCUCCGUGUUUCGCUCUCCCAACCACACCGAUCAUGGACAACGACAAGCGGAAUCGACUUCACCAGGAGAUAUGCUGCGUCGUCGAAUCCAUUCGGAAUGAAGACAAAUUCAUACUCGCCCGCAUAGCUCUCUGCUGGCUCUGCGUCUCCGCGCGCCCCAUCCAGUCCCGAGAACUCUGGCUUGCCCUCCUGAUACAGCAGACACACUCAACCCGAGGCAGCGACCAGCUCGAUAUAUUCAUCAACAACAGCGUUUCUUUCGAUGAGGAGACCGCCAUUGCUUCCCUCACUGGCCUGCUCGGAGGCUUGAUAUCUUUCCACCCGGACCCUCGCAAUCCGGACCACACCAAGACCAAUGUCGCCCUGAGCGACCCCGAACUGGCCACGGUCAUGUUCGAGGUGAGGGGUUCAGACCUGCCUGCACCAGUGCAGCGACUGGGCUUCAAUGUCCAGCAGGCAAACAUGAUUGUCGCCGGGCAAUGCGCCGUCAUCUGUAGCCGGUCCGUUCUCCGGCUGGGUCAUGUUCACGAUCAGUCUGAUCAGAAUGCCCCGACAUCCUCGCUGGCGCUCUACGCGUGGACACACUGGAACAUGCACUGGAGUUUAGCCAGGUGGAAUCUGUCUGAUCCCGAUGAAGGUGCUGUGGCGGAGAUGAUGAUGAUCGGUGUCAUCACCGACACCUUGGUCUUCCUGCUGGUGCUCAACGACUUCUUGACGGGCCCUAUUUCCGUCCCGGCAACGGAAGACCGGGUCCGAUGUACCGGGCUUAUCAAGCAGGCUCAGGACGCGUUGGAAAGACCCCUCUAUUUGCUAUCCAUCUUGGCAACGGGAAGCUCUGCCACUUGGUGCACACGCUUGCAUCAAGCCCGGCAAGGCUUUGAACGGCGCCCCGACGAAUAUGUGCCUAUGAAGCUAGGAGCUCCCCCGAGUAAACUCACCAAGGUGCAAACCGUGUGGAUUGACCAUGUUCCCAAGAAACUCCGCCAGUUCUACGACGAUGCCAACGGCUUGACAGCGGCACUCAUCUACAUCUUCGCGGACCUGGCUCGUGACCUGCGCUCGCUCGCAAUGAUUAUCGCUCAGAAGCCCAUCUACGAGGAGCUCCUGAAGGAGUAUGACAGCUGGUUACCGCUCGACAUUCUCGUGAAUGUUGCCAACUUUAUGGAAGGCAUAGCCAGCUACCCCUUCAUGUCGGAGUUACCCAACGGCAACACCCACAACCCGUUGAUCAUCAAGGAACCGAGCGACCCCGACUAUGACACGGCCUUGUUGGUUCUUAGUCGACUGACGAAGGAGGGUUCCCGCGCUACCACCAGGGCCCAGAACUUAUCGGUGGAUUUACAACUGGCAGCGAAUGCAGCCAAAUCGCAUCCCCUCGGCAUUUCUCCGUAUCGCCUCCGCGCCGCUGCCUUCGUCGAGAAAGUCAAGAACCUCCGUAAACGCUCAACCACCUCGACGGCAACAUACACCAUAAAUGACAUGCGCUUCCUCUCCCAACGCACCUCCUCCUUCGCCACUUUCCCCCAGCUCCAAGGUGGAGGCGGGGCAGGGUCAUUUCUCACACGCUUCAUCCCCUCCCGCCUCUCUCGCCUACUCCGCGGCCCGGCCAUCUCUUCCUCCUCCUCAGACCCUCAACCCCCUUCCACCAACCUCUCCAGCGCCAACCCCGACACUGACACCACCCCCACCACCGACUCAGCCUCCGAAAACACCGGCCUCCUCACCGUCCUCGACAACUUUGCUGCCGGCGCCUUCACCGGCGGCGCCAUCGACCACUGGCCACUCCUCAAGACCGCUCUCCUCUCAUCCGGCCACGGUCCCCUUUUCAUCUACCUCUUCAUCGCCAUUUUGUUGAAUCACAUUCGCACCAUUUUCUGCCCUUGGUUAGGUAACUGGAUGUGGUACACUCCCAUGGAGGACCUACGUCUGGGUCUAAGCAACCCAGCUUUCUUUCUCGAGUACGCGCUGGGUUUCAGUUGGUGGUGGUACGCUUUCUCGUUCAUCCAAAAAAUGGUCUGGGAUUUUGGGGGCGGGGUGGCCAUCGCCACGUUAACCAUCUACGGAGUUCCCGACCCCUCUGACCUCUCUCAAGCCGGUGAUCUGGGUGGGAUGUCCACCCUCCACCUCUCCGACUCCUCCUCCGACUCCGACUCCUCCUCCAACCCUGACUCCGAAGAAAACAAAAAACGAACCGCCCAAAAAUGGAAAACCCGCAAACUCGAGGCAGUCAAAGUCGGCUAUCUAGUCUGGGCCCUCGCCACCCUAGAGCACAUGUUCUCUCGCUCCCUCAACACCAUCACCUUCCUCAUGGCCUGGUACAAACUCGCCUUCAGGGGUGGCGACGCCGAGCACCUGGCCAUGGUUUCAAUCGCCAUCAAAAACUGGACCCGCAUGCCGCUGCAUGUGUCACAGGUGUACUGGUACACGAUGAACGCGCUGUGGCCGAUUGUGCUGAGCGCGGUGGCGCUGGCGGUGGGGGCGGGGCAGCCGGGCAUGUUGAUUGUGCUUGCGACGAUUGUGGGAGGGGUGGCGGCGGUGAUUAGGUAUAGGAGUACGGUGUUUAUUGCGUUGGAGGUGAGUGGGAUGUUUGUCGUCAUGGGGUUUUUGGUUGUUUCGGCCGUGUUGUUGGCGGUGGAGUUUGUAGAGGAUCCAGUUGGGCUGAAGGUGAGCACGGCGGUGGCGAGGAAGAGAGGCGUUAGGGCGAGAGCGGUGUUGAGCGAGAGGGCGAAGGGUAGGACGAAGAUGCUGGCGAGAGAGGAGGCGCUUUCGCUUUGGGAGGACUCACAGCAGGAGCAACAACGGGAUGGCGGCGAGCAGGUGCCGCCGGGUGAAGCAGAAGCUGAGCGAAGCAGUGUUGCUGUGGACACCGAGAAGGGAGGGCAUCAAAAGACUGACUGAGUAAGACCGUGACAGUGAGGCAGGGAGCAAAAGUUGAGGCAUGAACCAUCAUAUAUAUCAUUGAGACAUUACAGAUUAUGUU